AUGCAAGUUCUACCGACUGACGCUUCAGUCAAAAAUGAGUUAAGAAGUAUGCAAGGUUGGAGAUCUCCCAACGCUCCGGUUGCUGGUCUGUGGCUGACAACCUCGUCGACAUCGUUGCUGCCUUCCACCGUCGAAAGUGUGGCGAAAUCUCUUUUUGCUCUGGAAAAGUGUCCUUCACUUAAAUAUUUCCUAUUCUCCAUCUCCCAACAAAUGGUCCACUGGGAAAGAGUUCGGGUGUGGCCCGGCGAUACGCUAUCGUCUACUGGCUUCAUCCUCUCUCCCGUGGAGCGAUGGAAGAGGGUGUUUUUCUGUGGGGCCUACACACCGAAAAGAUCUGCCUAA
This is a messenger RNA of Protopolystoma xenopodis, 342 nucleotides long. The record is from the annotation of a GenBank genome assembly. NCBI's taxonomy places the organism in Eukaryota, Metazoa, Platyhelminthes, Monogenea, Polystomatidea, Polystomatidae.